Humulus lupulus (European hop) is the source of this 2190-nucleotide messenger RNA. RefSeq names its product heparanase-like protein 3. The record is from RefSeq and is a predicted model, not a curated record. Gene Ontology annotation, molecular function: beta-glucuronidase activity. Bases 371 to 2050 code for a protein of 559 amino acids. The transcript is spliced from 9 exons. Lineage: Eukaryota; Viridiplantae; Streptophyta; Magnoliopsida; Rosales; Cannabaceae. Gene Ontology annotation, cellular component: membrane; plant-type cell wall.
AGUGCUUGAAACCAAAACCACAGUCAUUUACUCAACAGUAUUCAGAUUUCAGGACUACUAAUAAUGAUAACUCAAAGCCAAAAAGAAAACUGAGUUUUGAAUUGAGUUCAACUUCAAGUAUCACAUGUUUGUUUAUGCACAUCUCGUGUUUGCAUUUAUAGCUCACUCAUCUUACUUUUUAUAUUCAAAUAUAUAAAUGUCUAUCUAUUCCAUUAUUUGUACCUGUCCUCUACUCAUUAGCGUCCAAAAGGGUAUUUCCACAGUAGCUUAAACUUCUCAUUUCCAUGGGUUUAUUGUCUUUUUAAGUGAGUGUGUGUGUGUGUGAGAGAGAGAGAGGCUCAGAUCUUCUGCAUUUAAGAGAAUCUGGGAAAUGGGUUCUCAGAUUUCUGAGUUUUUGAAAAUGUGGUUGUGUUUUUGGGUAUGUUUCUAUAGCUUGAGCUUGGUUUUUGUGGGUUCUGAGCUUGUAGCAGGAGAUGGGAACAUUGAAGGGACUGUUUCCAUUGAUGGGAAAGUUAUCAUUGGGAGGAUUGAUGAUGAUUUUAUCUGUGCUACUAUGGACUGGUGGCCUCCUGAGAAAUGUGACUAUGGAACAUGCAGUUGGGGUCAUGCUUCUCUUCUCAAUCUGGAUUUGAGCAACAAAAUUUUCUUAAAUGCCAUAAAGGCUUUUUCACCAUUGAAGAUUAGAUUAGGUGGUACUUUACAGGACAAGGUCAUUUAUGAUACUGAAGAUAAUAAGCAACCUUGCACUCAAUUCACUAAAAACACAUCUGAGUUGUUUGGCUUCACUAAUGGAUGCUUGCCCAUGAGCAGAUGGGAUGAAUUGAGCACUUUUUUCAAGUCAGCAGGGGCAGAGAUUAUUUUUGGAUUGAAUGCUCUAACUGGAAGAACAAUACAGCAUGAUGGUUCUGCAGCUGGUGCUUGGGACUCCUCCAAUGCUGAAUCUUUUAUCCGUUAUACAGCCAAAAAGAACUAUUCAAUUUAUGGCUGGGAGUUAGGGAAUGAAUUAUGUGGGAGUGGAGUUGGAACAAGAGUUGCCGCAGCUCAGUAUGCCUCUGAUACCAUUGCUCUGAAGAACAUAGUGCAGAAUGUCUACCAGGGAAGUGACUCAAAGCCUCUGACAGUAGCUCCUGGAGGAUUCUUUGAUGCAAAUUGGUUCAAAGAAUUUUUUAAUAAGACAUCUAAAUCUUUAGAUGUGGUAACUCACCACAUAUAUAAUCUAGGGCCAGGGGUUGAUACACAUCUCAUUGAUAAGAUUUUGAAUCCAUCCUAUCUUGACGGUGAGGCCAACACAUUCAAAAGCCUCCAUGACACCCUCAAGAGUUCUGGAUCAUCGGCAGUUUCGUGGGUUGGUGAGGCAGGAGGUGCUUACAACAGCGGUCGGAAUCUUGUCACUAAUGCAUUUGUGUUUAGUUUCUGGUAUUUGGAUCAGCUUGGUAUGUCAGCAGCUCAUGAUACUAAAACAUACUGCAGACAGUCAUUGAUUGGAGGAAACUAUGGAUUGCUUGACACUAAUAACUUCGUACCAAAUCCAGACUAUUACAGUGCUCUCCUUUGGCACCGGCUAAUGGGAAGAAACGUACUAUCGACAAGCUUUUCUGGGUCCAAGAAAAUCCGUGCUUAUGCUCACUGUGCAAAACAAUCUAGAGGGAUAAUGGUACUACUAAGCAACCUUGACAAUAGCACCACAGUUCUUGCCAAAGUUGCCUUCAAUGGAACGUGGAGUUUACGACGAAAACACAGAAGUCAUCACACAUCAAGUAGUGCUUCUCACAAAACAAGGAUUUCUCAUAGAGCAAAGGCGAUCAAGAUACCUCGAGCUAAUAAGCAAAAGAGUGAGCCUGUGAGAGAAGAAUAUCAUCUUACUGCCAAAGAUGGUAAUCUACAGAGCCGAACCAUGCUGCUUAAUGGAAACAUUCUGACUCUAGAUUCAUCUGGGAGCAUACCUUCUUUAGAUCCUAUAUAUAUAAAUUCAUCAACACCCAUAGUGGUUCGCCCCUUUUCUAUUGUAUUCGUUCACAUACCUCAUGUUGUUCUCCCAGCUUGCAAGUAGUUGAUCCAAGGAACUGAAACUGGUUCCAUAUAAUUAUAGCCAUUGACAAUAAGAGAUAGAAUACAAAUUCAAAUGUACCUCAUUUUUCGCAACAGAAUACAAAAAAGAAGAGUUCUCAAUAAACAAACUUCUUCCCUUUU